This is a messenger RNA of Nycticebus coucang (slow loris), 1320 nucleotides long. RefSeq names its product serine/threonine/tyrosine interacting like 1 (gene STYXL1). Gene Ontology annotation, molecular function: protein phosphatase inhibitor activity; protein phosphatase binding; protein tyrosine/serine/threonine phosphatase activity. The transcript has 11 exons. The coding region runs from base 145 to 1188 and encodes 347 amino acids. Gene Ontology annotation, biological process: protein dephosphorylation; positive regulation of intrinsic apoptotic signaling pathway; negative regulation of cytoplasmic stress granule assembly. The record is from RefSeq and is a predicted model, not a curated record. Gene Ontology annotation, cellular component: mitochondrion. NCBI's taxonomy places the organism in Eukaryota, Metazoa, Chordata, Mammalia, Primates, Lorisidae.
GGUCACUCUCUGUUUGUGGUUGCGGGUGUUCCUAGGACGAGUGGGAGAGCUGCAGUCAGAGUAGGAGGGACAGUCUGCACGCGAGAGGUGGAAGAGGACGGGCUUUAGGCUGGACACGCCUUAGAGGAGCCAUUUUCCAGUAGGAUGGCUGAUUUGGUUUUAUGUGAACCAACCGAGCUUUACAACAUCUUGAAUCAGGUCACAAAACUAUCCAGAUUAACUGAACCCAACUAUCUCUGCUUAUUGGAUGUUCGUUCCAAACGGGAGUAUGAUGAAAGCCAUGUGAUUACAGCCCUUCGAGUGAAGAAGAGAGGGAAUGAGUAUCUUAUCCCAAAGUCUGUGGAUCUGGAGUGUGUAAAGUACUGUGUAGUGUAUGAUUACAACAGCAGUGCCGUGGAGGUGUCCUUAAACGAUGACAACAAUGACAACAAUCACAAUGAUUACAGCAAUCACAACAAUGACAACAGUCACAACAAUGACAAUGACACCUCUGAUUCUGGCCAAGAGAUGGGGUCUGGUGCUGCCAUCGAGUAUGGCAAGAUCCUGACCCAGCUCACCCGCCACCCUGUCUACAUCCUGAAAGGGGGCUACGAGCGCUUCUCGGCCAUGUAUCACUUCUUCCGAACCCGGAAGAUCAUCUGGAUGCCUCAGGAGCUGGAUGCAUUUCAGCCUUACCCUGUUGAAAUAAUACCAGGCAAGGUCUUCCUGGGCAAUUUCAUUCAAGCCUGUGACCCUAAAAUUCAGAAGGAUUUGAAAAUAAAAACACAUGUCAAUAUCUCCAUGGAGACAGGGCCCUUCUUGAUGGAGAUGCCUCUCACUGGCCCCCUGUGGAUAUGUUUCAUCAGUUUUGCAGGUGACCCUGACAAUCUUCUGCAUGUCCAGAUAGAAGAUUCACCGGAAGCCAACAUUUUCCCCUUCUUUCGCCACCUCUGUCACUUUAUUGAAAUGCAUGUGGAGCUGGGUUCUGUCGUUCUGAUCUUUUCCACCAGGGGUAUCAGUCGCAGCUGUGCGGCCACUGUGGCCUACCUCAUGCAUGAGAACCAUCAGACCAUGAAGAGGUCCUGGGCCUAUGUCAAGAAGUGCAAAAACAACAUGCGUCCCAACAGGGGCUUGGUGACUCAGCUUUUGCAAUGGGAGCAGAUUGUCCUAGGAGACCUAAUCACAGACAUCAUGGAUCCUCUCUACUGAUCUCUACAGCCUGGGGAUGAGUGCUGAAGAACCAGGGCUCCCUCUUCACUCCACAUGGAAAGUGCUCCCUGCUCAGGCUCAGUGAGAACCCACAUCUCUACAGCAUUCUGGACCACCCACAUUGCAUUCCUG